Aethina tumida (small hive beetle) is the source of this 684-nucleotide messenger RNA. RefSeq names its product pterin-4-alpha-carbinolamine dehydratase. The record is from RefSeq and is a predicted model, not a curated record. Lineage: Eukaryota; Metazoa; Arthropoda; Insecta; Coleoptera; Nitidulidae. Gene Ontology annotation, molecular function: 4-alpha-hydroxytetrahydrobiopterin dehydratase activity. The coding region runs from base 135 to 581 and encodes 148 amino acids. Gene Ontology annotation, biological process: tetrahydrobiopterin biosynthetic process. The transcript has 3 exons.
CGGUCAAAUGUUUACAAUUUUAUGAAAUGAUAAUUAUCAUUAACAUAAACAAAUUUAAUUAAUGCGAUUAUAAAUUAACAAACAACCGGUUUAUCUAAUAAAUUAAAAAAUAAAUCAAGGUUAUUUUUAUUAAGAUGUUGUUCAAUUCUUUUAUCAAACGUUUCGCCUCAUGCGCUUUAAAGUCAAAGAACCACUUUCUCUUUAUUGACCACAAUUUCCGUUCAACAGCCUUGAACAGUGCUCAGUGUUAUUCAUCGAAAACUAAAGGAAAAAUGGCUGCAAAACUCACAACUGAAGAAAGAAACACCACACUGUCCGCCCUCCUCAACCAAGGAUGGUCCAUGGUUAACAACAGAGAUGCAAUUUAUAAAGAGUACUUAUUUAAAGAUUUUAAUCAGGCUUUUGGUUUUAUGUCCAGAAUAGCACUGAUGUCAGAAAAAAUGGACCAUCAUCCAGAGUGGUUUAAUGUUUAUAAUAAAGUGCAAGUAACAUUGUCUUCCCAUGAUGUUAAUGGUUUAAGUGGACGGGAUGUUAAGCUUGCCAAUUUCAUGGAGACUGUUGCCAAAGGUAUUUCACAAUAAAAUGUUUCAAACAGGGAAUUACAUGGUAUUACAUAUAAUAAAUAUAUUUAGUUAUUUUAAAAUUUUAUUAUACAGUUUUAAUAAAUGUAUGUAAAUGCAUAAA